CAAACAGCUACUCUUAUCCUCCCGCUCAUACACGGCCAGGUUCCCGUCCCGGAAAACCAAGGUCAGCCUCGCGUCAUUCCCACGUGCAACGACGAUGUCCUUUAUCAGCCUCAACGUACGACGCAGCUGCAACAAGGGCUGCGAUAUCCCAAACUCACUAGCGACGAUCCGCUUCUUCUGCACGCUCUUGAACUUGCCGUAGUCAUGCACGCCGAGAAGUGGCGCGGUUUCUGCGAGAAUAAGAGCUGGAGCGACACGUGCGGGACCGCGGGGAGGUCGCCUUUCAGGACGCGGAUGCCGUGCACACUCAUGCUUGUUGGCGGUGCGACGCUGAGGCCGGUCAUUUUCGACGUGAGCUCGUCGCUCUGCGACAGGGCGUCUGUUUGGCUGGUGCUGAGGCAGGCGUCGAUCUCGAAACGGACGACCAUUCGCAGCCUUUCAAGUCCUGUGCAAUUUUUUCAGUGUUCUCCCGCUCGAAAUUGAACCCGCGCGAACGCCCGCUUUGUUACUCCCGCAUGCGCGUCUCCCAC
Mycena citricolor is the source of this 530-nucleotide messenger RNA. The record is from the annotation of a GenBank genome assembly. NCBI's taxonomy places the organism in Eukaryota, Fungi, Basidiomycota, Agaricomycetes, Agaricales, Mycenaceae.